Molecule: messenger RNA, 622 nt
Organism: Arabidopsis lyrata subsp. lyrata
Lineage: Eukaryota; Viridiplantae; Streptophyta; Magnoliopsida; Brassicales; Brassicaceae
Exons: 3
Coding region: 85-444 (119 amino acids)
Source: RefSeq, a predicted model, not a curated record
UACUAGGUUGAAGAAUCAGAUGAAGCAAGAAAGAGGUUCUCAAACGCAAAGUCCAUUUCUUCUGCUCAGUUUUUUGGAGAUGAGAUGAAAUCUGCUGGUCGUGAUGAAUCAGAAACUACCCUUGAGGGGAAGAAUGAUUUCUGGUCGUUAGUGAACAAAGCAGCAUGCGAAGUGAAGGAGAAGCUCUUGUCGAAAUCGAAUCAUCAUCAAGAUAAAGUGAAUGACCUCCGUAGGGAAGUGACAAUCUUGAUGGAGAUACUUCAUGCCCAAGAUGCUGAUGCCAUCCCUCUUGUAACCCGGCAGAAUUGGGCUCACUUACUGUGUACAGAAGCCGGUAUGCUUGGUCGUCAACACACAGAUUGCCCCAUACUUAGAAGUGCUCAAAACGAUGCGGGUAACUUACUGCGGGAGUUAAUUGGGUCGAAAGGGUCAAUUAUGAUAUAAACAACAUGUAAAGUUGUCUCAAGUCGAAUUUGUAACUCUUGUUUAGAUCUCCAAACAUGUUAAGUUGUCGAACUUUUGUAUCCGAAGUUUGGUCGACGACCAGAAAAUCACCUUCAACAGAACAGUCUAUAUUUAAUAAAACGUCAAUGUAUAAAUAACAAUCUCAUGUAUUGAGUGA